UUUUUCGCAAUACUCUCCACAGUUGAAAGGAUGGGUCAAGAUUACUACGCUGUUUUAGGGCUUACAAGAAAGGUUACUGAUGCAGAUAUCAAAAAAUCCUAUCGCAAGUUGUCACUGAAGUUUCACCCAGACAAGAACCAAGAGCCAGGGGCAGAUCUGAGAUUCAAACAAGUUUCGGAAGCUUAUGAUGUGUUGAGCGAUCCUAAGAAGAGGGCAAUUUACGACCAGUUUGGGGAGGAAGGUCUCAAAGGAGGAGUUCCUGAAAAAGAUGGAUGGACUGUAGGAUACACAUUCCAUGGAGAUGCUGUUCGAGUUUUUAGAGAGUUUUUUGGGGGAGACAAUCCUUUUGCUGAAUUAUUUGACUCAUAUGAUCCAGAAGUUGGGUUUGGUGGAAUUCAUGGCAGAGGUCGUCGUAAGCAAGAUCCACCCAUUGAAAGAGAACUUUACCUUACACUGGAAGAAGUUUAUAAAGGAUGUGUCAAGAAAAUGAAAAUUUCCAGAAGGGUGAUGAAUGAAGAUGGGCACACAUCAAACAUCCGUGACAAAAUUUUGACAAUCAAUGUCAAACCAGGUUGGAGAGCUGGGACAAAAAUUACAUUUCCUAAAGAAGGAGAUCAGGGUCCAAACAAUAUUCCAGCUGACAUUGUGUUCAUUGUGAAAGACAAGCCUCACCCAGUCUUCAAGCGUGAUAAUGAUAACCUCAUCUAUACUGCUACAGUCCCCCUUGGAAAGGCAUUGACUGGAUGUGUAGUGGAUGUUCCAACCCUGGAUGGACGACUCAUAAGCAUUCCAAUCAAUGACAUUGUUAAACCUGGCUAUCAAAAAGUAGUCCCUACUGAGGGAAUGCCAAUCUCCAAGGAUCCGAACACAAGGGGAGAUCUAAUAAUUCAAUUUAACAUUGAAUUCCCAAACCAACUCAACCCAGAACAAAAGAGAAUGCUGAAAGAAGCACUAUUGCUUCCUCCUUAAGCUGUGCUUCUCACUUGACCAUAAGAAAAUUGUUCAUUGUACAAACGUAGUACAAUACUUGAACAGUAUUUAUUAAGAGUUAAUGACAUUCUAACUAUUUCAAUACUAUUCAUGAGACAGUCACAGUGGCAGGUCUUGUUCUCCAUCAAUAGAGAACAAGAAGGUUGAAACCAAGUGUUAGAAUUUUUAUAUUUUGUAAAUAAUGGAAAAUACAGAUUUAAACAUUGUCAAAAAUUC
Molecule: messenger RNA, 1206 nt
Organism: Stylophora pistillata
Lineage: Eukaryota; Metazoa; Cnidaria; Anthozoa; Scleractinia; Pocilloporidae
Product: dnaJ homolog subfamily B member 13
Cellular component (GO): cytosol
Molecular function (GO): protein-folding chaperone binding
Source: RefSeq, a predicted model, not a curated record